Molecule: messenger RNA, 1801 nt
Organism: Selaginella moellendorffii
Lineage: Eukaryota; Viridiplantae; Streptophyta; Lycopodiopsida; Selaginellales; Selaginellaceae
Product: amino-acid permease BAT1 homolog
Exons: 9
Coding region: 128-1693 (521 amino acids)
Biological process (GO): transmembrane transport; gamma-aminobutyric acid transport
Cellular component (GO): membrane
Molecular function (GO): L-lysine transmembrane transporter activity; gamma-aminobutyric acid transmembrane transporter activity; L-alanine transmembrane transporter activity
Source: RefSeq, a predicted model, not a curated record
GUAGCUAUGAAGUCACUGUUUCGGACCAUAAAGGAGUGAGUACACAGAAGGGACCGGAAAGAGUCGCUUUCUCGAAAGCCGUGCGGUGCCCGUUGGGGUUUUUUUCUUGCCCCGGAACGCUGUUCCUAUGUCCGCCGAAGAACCUCUGAUGGAUUCCGGUCAAAAGCGCUUGGCGGAGCUCGGCUACAAGCAGGAACUCAAGCGCUCACUCUCGGUUGUCUCGAAUUUUGCGUUCUCCUUUGCCGUGGUUUCGAUCUUGACAGGGAUUACAACGCUCUACAGCACAGGCUUGAGUUAUGGGGGACCGAUCUCCAUGGUAUACGGCUGGCUCGUUGUUGGCUUCUUCACGACGAUUGUAGCUCUUUCGAUGGCAGAGAUAUGCUCUGCGUUCCCAACCUCUGGAGGACUCUACUUCUGGAGCUUCAGUUUAGCUGGCGAGAACUGGGGUCCGUUUGCAGCAUGGAUCACUGGCUGGUUCAACAUUGUUGGUCAGUGGGCCGUGACGACAAGCAUAGACUUUUCUCUAGCCACUCUCCUUCAAGUGAUGGUACUCCUGGGCACAGGUGGUGCAAAUGGGGGUGGUUAUUAUGCCUCCAAGUACGUCGUAAUAGGAUUCCAUGCAGGCAUUUUGUUUCUUCACGGGCUUGUAAAUAGCCUGCCAAUUCAUAUCCUCUCUUUUUUCGGUACCUUUGCCGCGUUCUGGAACUUGAUUGGGGUUUUUGUGCUGAUGAUAUUGAUCCCUGUUUUAGCUCCUCAGACACAGAGACCUGAGUUUGUUUUCAAGUAUUUCAACACAGUGAACAACGAAGGUAUUCACAGCUAUCCGUAUAUUUUUCUUCUUGGAAUUUUGAUGAGCCAAUACACACUUACUGGAUACGAUGCCUCUGCUCAUAUGUCCGAGGAGACGAGAUCAUCAGACAAAAACGGUGCAUUUGGAAUUAUAAGUGCCGUCGUCAUAUCCGUCAUCGUUGGGUGGGGUUACAUUCUUGGAAUCACUUUCGCGAUCAGCGACAUCGGGUUCUUGCUCGAUCCAAACAACGACGCCAAAGGUUAUGCCGUAGCCCAACUCUUUUACACCAUUUUCAAGGAUAAAUAUGGCACUGGAACCGGAGGCAUAGUAUGCCUUGGAAUUGUUGCCGUGGCCAUUUUUUUCUGUGGCAUGAGUUCUGUAACUAGCAACUCAAGGAUGGCCUAUGCUUUCUCAAGGGAUGGCGCCAUGCCGCUCUCUAGCUUCUGGCACACUGUGACUUCGCGUGAAGUUCCCUUGAAUGCGGUCUGGCUUUCCGUCGUGAUUGCGUUUUGCAUGGCUCUUCCGUACUUGGGAAGCAGCGUUGCGUUUCAAGCUAUGGUAUCAAUUGCAACUAUCGGCCUUUACAUUGCAUACGCCCUCCCGAUAUUUUUCCGCGUUACCAUCGCGGCCAAGAGCUUCAUUCCAGGGCCAUUUAACCUGGGGCCUUUUGGAUUUGUUCUGGGAUGGGUGUCAGUUUUAUGGGUGGCGACAAUCACGGUCUUGUUCUGCUUGCCAGUGGCUUACCCGGUCACAGAGACAUCGCUCAACUAUGCACCAGUCGCCGUGGGGGGUGUUUUGAUCCUGGUGGCGACGAGCUGGCUCGUUUACGCUCGGCAUUGGUUCAGAGGGCCUGUAGCGAACAUACAAACCGAGUCAAAGGAGGGUGGAAAUGGAUCGGUUUGAUGGUCUAGCUAUCAAAUCAUUUUUGGACUUGGAAUCUGCAGUGAUGUAGUAGUUUCUGGCUUCUAGGAAUGAACCAAAAUGGUAUAGAAAGUUCUUCUCUCUUUGAUA